Messenger RNA from Cyprinus carpio (common carp), 908 nucleotides. Its product is annotated as apoptosis-associated speck-like protein containing a CARD. Gene Ontology annotation, biological process: inflammatory response; regulation of apoptotic process; innate immune response. NCBI's taxonomy places the organism in Eukaryota, Metazoa, Chordata, Actinopteri, Cypriniformes, Cyprinidae. The record is from RefSeq and is a predicted model, not a curated record. The transcript is spliced from 4 exons. Bases 111 to 683 code for a protein of 190 amino acids.
CACCUACUGUACACAUCAAACUUCACCCUAUAGGAGGCCUGUUUAGCAGCAGUUAAUCCUCCUCAACAGCUUUUAGAAGAGGAACGACACUUUUAAUGAACUAAGGAACUAUGGCGAAAACUAUUAAAGAACACCUGCAAGAUAUUUUUGAUGAUCUUGGCGAGGGAAAUCAGAAAAGGUUUAAAAGCAAACUGUGCGACCGGAAGACAGAGCCUCGCGUCCGACGAGCUGCAAUCGAAAAAGUUCGUGAUUCUUUAGAUCUGGCCGAUUUAAUGGUGAACACUUUCACAACGGCUGGUUCUGUGCCUGUAACAAUCGAAAUUUUACAGGCUAUUGGCUGUAAUGAACAAGCAGUGGAGCUCAAAGAGAACACAGGGCAGUUUUCCUUUGACUUUCAGGCGCCACUUCUUCCUUUACCAGGCCCUGGCGCUCCAUCUAAAGAGCACUUCAUCGACAGGAAUCGGGCAAAGCCGGUGUAUAACGUAGAUGCCAUCCUAGAUCAACUUCUGGUCAUCACUGAGGAGGUUUACAGUAACAUCCGUGCUGAGAAAACCCCACAAAUCAAGAUGAGAGAGUUAUUAAUGGGCCCAAUGAAAUCUGCUGGCACUAAAGGGAAAGAUGCCUUAUACAAAGCUCUCAAGGACACUGAGUCUUGCUUGAUAGAAGACCUGGAGUGUCAUUGAAAACGCCUGGAUAUUUUUACAUUUAAUGUUUUUUAUUUAGCCUACUUGUUGUCUAAUUAGUAUACAGGAUACAUAAUGAAAACAAGGAAUUCCUUUUGAUAAUAACAGCAAACAAAUGGUGUUUAAACAUUUGAACUUGCCAUUGUUUGAAUGUUUCCCAUACUUUUUUCUUUUGUCUUUGUCUUAUCUUUUUAUCACCAGUCAAUAAACAAGGAAAUCAAGAAA